Messenger RNA from Haliotis rubra (blacklip abalone), 636 nucleotides. RefSeq names its product vicilin-like seed storage protein At2g18540. The coding region runs from base 1 to 636 and encodes 211 amino acids. The transcript has 2 exons. Lineage: Eukaryota; Metazoa; Mollusca; Gastropoda; Lepetellida; Haliotidae. The record is from RefSeq and is a predicted model, not a curated record.
AUGAGCUAUGUCCCUGGGCAUGCUGUAGACACCUCUCCAAGGAAAAAAGGAAAAGAAGAAGGAACUGAGACAAGGAACUACAAGAACCAAGGAAGAAGCACAAGAAUCCCAGAGACACACAAGGAACCUGAGAAGAAGAAGAAGGAAAAGAGAAGGAAAAAGGAAGAAGAAGCAGGAACAGGAACCACACACAAGGAAGAGGAAGAAGGACCCCAGCAGAAGGACACAAGAAGAAAAAAGAACCACAGUAGAAGGAAGAAUAACUUAGUAGAAGAAGAAGGAAGAAAGAAGAAGAACUUAGUAGUAGUGAACCACAGGAACUACAGUAGUAUACAAGGAACAGAAGCAGUAGAAGAAGGAACCAGAAAGACAGAAAGAAGAACCAGGAAGCCAGAGAAGGAAAAUAACCCAGACACACACAGAAGGACCACAGGAACCCAGAAGACACACACAAGGAAGAAGAAGGAAAAAAUAGAAGGAAAUAGUAGAAGAAGAAAAAGAAAAGAAGAAAUAGUAGAAGGAAGAAGGAAAUAUGGAAGUGAAGGAAAUAAAGGAAGGAAGGAAGAAGCAGUAGUGAAAAAUAGUGAAGAAAAGGCCAGUAGAAGGAAGGAAGAAAGGAAAGGAAGUAGCUGGUAG